AUGCUCCCGGCUGUUGAGGCUGCCAAAAUCUACCACACCAACUACGUGCGUAACGCCCGGGCCGUGGGGGUGCUGUGGCAGGUGUUCACCAUCACCUUCGCCGUCAUCACCGUUGUGGUGUUCAUACAGCCCUACUGGAUCGGGGACAGCGUGCACACGCCGCAGGCCGGAUACUUUGGCCUCUUCCACUACUGCAUCGGGAACGCGCUCACCUCGGAGCUCACCUGCAAAGGGAGCGCGAUGGACUUCGGCUCCAUCCCGUCCGGUGCGUUCAAGACCGCCAUGUUCUUUGUGGGGAUCUCCAUGCUACUGGUGGUGGGCAGCAUCGUCUGCUUCAGCCUCUUCUUCUUCUGCAACGCAGGGAGCGUCUACAAGAUCUGCGCCUGGAUGCAGCUGGCCUCCAGCACGUGCAUGGUGAUUGGCUGCAUGAUCUAUCCUGACGGCUGGGACUCGGAAGCGGUGAAGCGCAUGUGUGGCCAGCGGACCGACAAAUACACUCUGGGCAACUGCACGGUGCGCUGGGCCUACAUCCUGGCCAUCAUCAGCAUCAUGGACUCCCUCAUCCUCUCCUUCCUGGCCUUCAGCCUGGGCAGCCGGCAGGACAAGCUGCUGCCAGAGGACUUCCAGGUGGAGGGGAAAGAUAAUGCUUAGGCCCCCUGUGGACACCGGAGGGAAGAGAUGGACAAGACUUUAUGAGGAGAACUACGGACCCGAGAUUCACACGUACUGCAAGGCUUCAGGACAGUUAAUUACAAUCUUUAAAUAACUCGCCAUAAAACGUUCACCCUGUCCUUGACAUUGUGACAUCUUAUUAACAGACUUUGAAAACAUGCGAGGAGUCACUGUCCACCUCAUGACUUCAUGUCUUGUUAGCCGAUUGCUACUGUAUUUCUACACUAAAACAAGGGAGAGUUAGUGAUGUGGACUUUUUGAUACAGCUCCUUUUUACUUUGGAGAGAAUAGUCAUACAUUUUAUACAAACUCUUACAACUGACACCAUUCAAAUUAAACAUGUUCAUCAUUUGACAUGCAAACUAAUAACCGCGGCGUAUUUAAAGAACCAUUGGGAGUUAUUUUAUUGCCACCUUGUGCUAAGAGUGCAUGGUCAAGUCCAAUAGAAAUAUGCUAAUGCUUUAGUCCUAUUGGUAAUGGUGCACUUCAGCCUCUUGUGGCAGAAAUUGGUAUUACAGCAACACGCUAAAAGUAUCCAUCACAAAAUCACCUGUUCACACCGCUUUGACAUAUGAAGAGCAACAUAAGGAAACUCAUACUUUCUGUACCAAACUGUUCCUGUACAUUAGGCUGGACAUCCUAAUAAAAUACUCUCCUAACUGUUCUCUAAGUAAACUUGGAUCAUGGAUCUGUUAUUGCUUUACUGUAUGGUCCCCCAUUAGAUUCAUAAUGACGUGUGUUAAUACAGACUUUA
Notothenia coriiceps (black rockcod) is the source of this 1426-nucleotide messenger RNA. It is a transcript of the gene lhfpl5a, whose product is annotated as LHFPL tetraspan subfamily member 5a. NCBI's taxonomy places the organism in Eukaryota, Metazoa, Chordata, Actinopteri, Perciformes, Nototheniidae. The transcript has 3 exons. The record is from RefSeq and is a predicted model, not a curated record. Gene Ontology annotation, biological process: sensory perception of sound; detection of mechanical stimulus involved in sensory perception. Gene Ontology annotation, cellular component: plasma membrane. Bases 1 to 651 code for a protein of 216 amino acids.